AUGUACAAUUCUUCGACAACAUCAAAUCAAGACGAUGGCGAAGUAACAAUGAUCAGUCAUUCACUAUUUUAUAAUCUCCCGAAAGCUGGUCGAAACUUCAAUAGCGAUUCCUACGUCAGUGAUAGAAAUAAUAAUAUCUUUGACGACGAUGAUGCGAACGAUGUUUCCGAAGCGGUUCAACAAAUUGAACAAGUGCUUGAAUACUAUCGAAAAGAACUCAAACAAGAAUCUUACACACAAUUAGAUUGUAAUCGAAAGUUAAUCACACGUUUAUUCGACUUCAUUCGGCCGACGUAUUCGAUGCAUAAGAAGAAGAUGAAUGAUCUCAAUGCUUUGUUUGAAGAAAUCUCUGCUUUACAAGAUCUGCGCUUUAUUCGAGUCAAAGACAAACAAGAACAUCUAACAAACGAAAUUUCACAAUUGAAGAAAUUAAUGAUCUCAGCAAAUGAAGGUCAUAGUUAUAAAAGUACAGUGGCCAAAGCGUCUCGUUUAAAUCCAGUGAUUAAUUAUGAACAAUGGAUGGCGAUGGAAGAAGAAGCAAGAAAACUGUCUAAUCUAGUGGAAUUACAACGUGAUCGAAUCAACGAACUUAUCAAUUUAAUCUCUCAAGAAGACACGUCGUCGCUGCAAUUAUCGUCGUCAUCGUCAACGUCGAGAAAUUUUAUUGCUCAUUGCGAAGAACUUCCAACGCGCAAACGACAGUCGGCUACCUCGAGUGCGAAUUCGGAGCGUUUACUCGUCGCAACUAUCCCUUCCCCUGUUGACGAACAACACGAUUCAGGUACAGAGACAUUACAAAGAUCAACCAAUGAAUUCCGUUCACUCGAUACCGUAAAUACCGGAGAGCGAUCAACAGUAAUUACUUCUACAUUACCACCACUCUCUCGAAUCUCGUCAUAUAAUGAUAUAAAAAAAUGUCCUAUAUGCAAUGAUGAAUUUUCUAGCACAGCUAAUGAAUUUGAAAUCAUUCGCCAUGUCGAAUCAUGUUUAUCUACAGCGGGUAUUGAAGAUCCAGGUGCUGUUCCUCAACCUAAGCAAUAUGUCUGUCCGUAUUGUUCGCGCCAAUUUCAAGGCAAUGACGAAAAAGCUUACCAUCAACAUCUAGCAUUCUGCUAUACUGAUUAUCCUGAAAAUUUCUAA
Molecule: messenger RNA, 1140 nt
Organism: Adineta ricciae
Lineage: Eukaryota; Metazoa; Rotifera; Eurotatoria; Adinetida; Adinetidae
Source: the annotation of a GenBank genome assembly